Molecule: messenger RNA, 1916 nt
Organism: Paramecium sonneborni
Lineage: Eukaryota; Ciliophora; Oligohymenophorea; Peniculida; Parameciidae
Source: the annotation of a GenBank genome assembly
UGAUGCUGCCUGAAUCACUACCAAUUUUAAAAGAGCUUUCUUUAGAGAUGGAUAUGCUUAAUGGGUAAUAUCUUAGCUGACAAUUAGUUGGAUGCCUAACAUACAAUAUCCUAUAAGACUCAGAUUUGAAAUGAAUGAUGAUAUCUUAUGGUCAGUACAAAGAGAUUAAAUAAUUUAUGUAGGACCACGAUAUGUAGAUUCAAUGGAGAUGUAUAAGAAAUAUUUGUCAACUUGUAAGCAAUUCUAUAUAUUGAAGACUAACCAACUAAGAAUUAAACUGAUAUGAUGGAGGCAAUUCUUAAAAAAUAACGAUAGUUACGGUUAUUUAUUAACAGACCUUUAGCACAGAGACAUUUUUUAUAAUUUGAUUCUGAUUUUGAGUCAGGGAACUUAGAUUUUGCAUUCUAAAUUAGAUCAAAUGAGUAUAAUUGUUAUAUGAGAUGUGAUUCAAAUUCUCGUUGCAGUCAUAGUUGGUAUCAUUUUAGCAUAGUUUCGGAGAGAACACAGACAAUAAGACUGAAUAUUUGUAAUUUCAGUAAACACCGUAGUCUUUACUAAAGAGGCAUGAAACCUUAUAUAGGAAUAAAUGGUAUUUGGAAAUAGGGAGGUGAUAAUAUAGUUUAUGAUCAGAAAAAUUAAAGAUCAUCGAAGUUAAGCUUUGAUUUAAAUGUUGUAAAUGGAUAGAAAAUAUUCAUUGCAUAUGGAAUUCCGUAUACUUAUACUUAGAUGAUGCAAUUUAUAUAACCUUUUGGAUAUACUGUUUUGACAAAGUCAUCAGCAGGCUUAGAUAUUCCAAUUCUUUAUUUUGGAGAGCCUAAGAAAAGAACUAUUAUAGUAACAGCUAGAGUUCAUCCAGGAGAAACAAAUAGUUCUUAUAUGAUGGAGGGUUUUUUGAAAUAUCUAACAUCUCCAAAUGGGGAAUAUCUAUUGUAGAAGUAAAUAACCAUAUCCAUAUCAAGAGUUCAUAAGUUAUUGCAAUCCCAAUGCUUAAUCCUGAUGGAGUAAUAGCUGGCAAUUCUCGUACUUGUUUAUAAGGAAUGGACCUAAAUAGAUAAUUUUCAGAUCCUGAUUCAAAUAAUACUCCUUAAAUAUACUAAAUCAAAAAGAUGAUAGAAAAAUUAAGACAUCCUCCUUUUGUUUAUAUUGACAUGCAUGGUCAUUCAUUAAAAAAAAAUUUAUUCAUUUAUGGACCUGAGUAUCCUAUUUUUAGUUUAAAUUAUUUAAAAUGUCGAGUUUUAGCUAAAUUAAUGUCAGAAGCAACAGAAGUUUUCCGUUAUUGGAGUGGCAUUUGGAGAGUUUAACCAAAUAAAAGAAAUACAGCAAGAGCUAUCUUGAAUUAAGAGUUUAAAAUAGUUAACUGUUUUACUGUUGAAUGUUCAAAUGGAUUAUAUUAUUUGGGAUCUUAAUAAAUUACAAAAGAAUUUGGAAUUCUUGAUUUUGAAUAAUUGGGAUAAGAAUUACUAAAACAAAUUUAAAUUUUACUUGAAAAAGAAAUAAAAUAUAUUGAAUAUUAGAAAGACAGACUUAAAAAUAGAAAGUAGAAGAGAGUAAAUCCAUACACUAAUUUAUUAUAACAAAUACAAAAAGAUGAAGAAGAACAUUAAAUAUAAGAUGAAGAUGAAAUAUUAGAAAGUGAAAGUAGUGAAGAAGAGUAGAAAUAGAAAAAAAAACUUAUUCGUAAACAUUAAUAACCUAGAUAAUCUUAAUUAAGAAAAGAAAUUCAAUGUAGAAAAUCAUUUGUAUCUGAUCGAAAACCAAGAAGUUAAGAUAAAUCUUUAGAUAGAUCAUAAAUUUCAUAGAGACCUUUUUCCCCUUACAAAGCUUUUAAUAGAUCUGUAUCAUCUUCAAGAUAUGUUAAUUGUCCGAGUAAAUAAUAACAACUAAAAUAAAGAUUGAGUAAUUAUGGAUUUAAUUGA